GCGGCACCACGGUGGACUGCCACGGCUCGGCCCUGCGCGCCGUGCCCCGCAGCAUCCCCCGCGGCACCGAGCGCCUGGAACUCAAUGGCAACAACAUAACACGAAUCAACAAGAAUGACUUUGCUGGGCUGAAGCAGCUCCGUGUCCUGCAGCUGAUGGAAAACCAGAUCAGCAUGGUGGAGCGUGGGGCAUUCGAUGACAUGAAGGAGCUUGAGCGGCUACGGCUGAACCGCAACCAGCUGCACUCCCUGCCCGAACUUCUCUUCCAGAACAACCAGGCGCUGUCACGGCUGGACCUGAGUGAGAACUUCAUCCAGGCCAUCCCCAGGAAAGCAUUCCGUGGGGCCACGGACCUCAAGAACCUGCAGCUGGACAAGAACCAGAUCAGCUGCAUUGAGGAUGGGGCUUUCCGUGCCCUGCGGGGGCUGGAGGUCCUGACCCUGAAUAACAACAAUAUCACUUCAAUUCCUGUGUCCAGCUUCAACCACAUGCCAAAGCUGCGGACGUUCCGCCUGCAUUCCAACCAUCUCUUCUGCGACUGCCACCUGGCCUGGCUCUCACAGUGGCUGCGCCAGCGCCCCACCAUCGGGCUCUUCACCCAGUGCGCUGCUCCUGCCCAGCUUCGUGGCCUCAAUGUGGCUGAGAUACAAAAGAACGAGUUCAGCUGCUCCGGACAAACGGACUCAGCACAUGCCCAGCUCUGCAGCUUGUCCUCUGGCUCCUGCCCAGCCAUGUGCACUUGCAGCAACGGCAUUGUGGACUGUCGGGGCAAGGGGCUGACGGCCAUCCCUGCCAACCUGCCCGAGACCAUGACAGAGAUACGUCUGGAACUUAAUGGCAUCAAGUCCAUCCCCCCAGGAGCCUUCUCACCCUACAAGAAGCUGCGAAGGAUAGACCUGAGCAACAACCAGAUCUCAGAGAUCGCCCCUGACGCCUUCCAGGGUCUGCGCUCACUGAACUCCCUGGUUCUGUAUGGCAACAAGAUCACGGACCUCCCUAAGGGUGUCUUUGGAGGACUUUUUGCCCUGCAGCUGCUGCUUCUCAAUGCCAACAAGAUCAACUGUGUACGGGCAGAUGCCUUCCAGGACCUGCAGAACCUCUCACUGCUCUCACUCUAUGACAACAAGAUCCAGAGCUUGGCCAAAGGCACUUUCACCUCCCUGCGGGCCAUCCAGACUCUGCACCUGGCCCAGAACCCUUUCAUCUGUGACUGCAACCUGAAGUGGCUGGCGGAUUUCCUGCGUGCCAACCCCGUGGAGACCAGUGGAGCCCGCUGUGCCAGCCCGCGGCGCUUGGCCAACAAGCGCAUUGGCCAGAUCAAGAGCAAGAAGUUCCGCUGCUCGGCCAAAGAGCAGUAUUUCAUCCCAGGGACAGAGGAUUACCAGCUGAACAGUGAAUGCAACAGUGACGUGAUCUGCCCCCCAAAAUGCCGCUGUGAAUCUGGUGUGGUUGAGUGCUCCAACCUGAAACUCACCAAGAUCCCAGAUCGCAUCCCACAGUCCACAGCUGAGCUGCGCCUGAACAACAAUGAAAUCUCCAUCCUGGAGGCCACUGGCAUUUUCAAGAAACUCCCACAUCUGAAGAAAAUCAACCUCAGCAACAACAAGGUGUCAGAGAUCGAGGAUGGGGCGUUUGAGGGGGCAUCCUCUGUCAAUGAGCUGCACCUCACUGUCAACCAGCUGGAGUCUGUGCGGAGUGGCAUGUUCAGGGGCCUGGACGGGCUGAGGACACUGAUGCUGAGGAACAACCGCAUCAGCUGCAUCCACAACGACAGCUUCACAGGGCUGCGCAACGUCCGCCUGCUCUCUCUGUAUGACAACCAGAUCACCACAAUUGCCCCGGGCGCCUUUGACACUCUGCAGUCCCUCUCCACACUGAACCUGCUCGCCAACCCCUUCAACUGCAACUGCCAGCUGGCCUGGCUGGGGGACUGGCUGCGCAAGAGGAAGAUCGUGACAGGGAACCCUCGGUGCCAAAACCCUGACUUCCUCCGGCAGAUCCCGCUCCAGGAUGUGGCUUUCCCUGACUUCAGGUGUGAGGAAGGUAAGGAGGAGACCACCUGCAUCCCCCGGCCCCAGUGCCCACAGGAAUGCACCUGCCUGGACACGGUUGUCCGCUGCAGCAACAAGCACCUCAAAGCCCUGCCCAAGGGGAUCCCCAAGAACGUCACAGAGCUCUACCUGGAUGGAAACCAGUUCACUCAAGUCCCGGGGCAGCUCUCUACUUUCAAGUAUCUGCAGCUUGUUGAUCUGAGCAAUAACAAGAUAAGCUCCCUGAGCAACUCCUCCUUCACCAACAUGAGCCAGCUCACCACCCUGAUCCUCAGCUACAACUCCCUGCAGUGCAUCCCUCCCCUGGCCUUUGAGGGCCUCCGCUCCCUGCGGCUGCUGUCUCUCCAUGGCAAUGACAUUUCCAGCCUCCCCGAGGGCAUCUUUGCAGAUGUCACCUCCCUGUCCCACUUAGCCAUCGGGGCCAACCCCCUGUACUGCAGCUGCAACCUGCGCUGGCUCUCCAGCUGGGUCAAGACAGGCUACAAGGAGCCAGGCAUUGCCCGCUGUGCUGGGCCCCCCGACAUGGAAGGAAAGCUGCUGCUCACCACCCCUGCCAAGAAAUUUGAGUGCCAAGGCCCACCUGCACUAAGUGUCCAGGCCAAGUGCAACCCCUGCCUCUCCAGCCCCUGUCAGAACCAGGGCACCUGCCACAAUGACCCCCUUGGCUCCUACCGCUGCGCCUGUCCCAGUGGCUACAAGGGCAGGAACUGCGAGGUGGCACUCAGUGGCUGCUCCUCCAACCCCUGUGCCAAUGGAGGGACCUGCCAGCCUCAGGAGGGGGAAGGAGCUGGGUUCAGGUGCCUGUGCCCAGUGGGCUUCGAGGGCCCAAGCUGCCACAUCACCAGCGACCCCUGCAAGGAGCACAGCUGUGAGAAUGGGGGCUCCUGUGUGCCCAGUGCCACCAACUAUACCUGCCUUUGUCCUGCCCACUACACAGGGGAAUUCUGUGAGCAGCCACCCAAUUUCUGCUCAGACGAGCUCAACCCCUGCCAGCAUGACUCCACCUGCAUUUCCACCAGCCAGGGGCCCAGGUGUGAGUGUGCACCCGGCUAUGUGGGGAGCAACUGCAGCGAGGACUUCGAUGACUGCCAGGACCAUCGGUGCCAGAACAACGCCCGCUGCCUGGAUGAGGUGAAUGGCUACUCCUGCCUCUGCACCGAGGGCUACAGUGGCCAGCUCUGCGAGAUGCCGCCCCACACUGCUGGCCAGCCUGGCCUGUGUGAGCUAGCUGAAUGCCAGAACGGGGCCCCAUGUGUGGAGAGGGGUGGCCGUGCCCUGUGCCAGUGCCUGCCUGGCUUCGGCGGCCCCAAAUGUGAGAAGCUGCUGAGCGUCAACUUUGUGGACCGUGACACGUACCUGCAGUUCACUGACCUGCAAGACUGGCCCCGAGCCAAUAUCACGCUUCAGGUCUCCACGGCUGAAGGUAAUGGCAUCCUGCUGUACAAUGGUGACAGCGACCACAUGGCUGUGGAGCUGUACCAGGGCCAUGUGAGGGUCAGUUAUGACCCCGGCACCUACCCCAGCUCGGCCAUCUACAGUGCUGAGACCAUCAACGACGGGCAGUUCCACACCGUGGAGCUGGUGACCUUCGACCAGAUGGUGAACCUGUCCAUCGAUGGUGGCAGCCCCAUGACCAUGGACAACUCGGGCAAGCACUACACGCUGAAUAGCGAGGCUCCCCUCUACGUGGGAGGAAUGCCUGUGGAUGUCAACUCGGCUGCCUUCCGCCUCUGGCAGCUCCUCAAUGGCACCAGCUUCCACGGAUGCAUCCGCAACCUCUACAUCAACAAUGAGUUGCAGGACUUCACCAAGACGCGGAUGACGCCAGGGGUGGUGCCAGGCUGCGAGCCCUGCCGCAAGCUCUACUGUCUGCACGGCAUCUGCCAGCCCUCUGGUGCCCAGGGCCCUGUCUGCCACUGUGAGCCUGGCUGGGAUGGGCCCCACUGCGACCAGCCCCGCGGCGGUCCCUGCCAGGGACACAAGUGUGUGCAUGGGCUGUGCCUGCCCCUCGACGCCCUCUCCUACAGCUGCCAGUGCCAUGAGGGCUACCAGGGCGCACUCUGCAACCAGCCUGCCGAACCACCCGACCCCUGCCGCCACCAACCCUGUGUCCAUGGCCACUGCCACCUCACCCCAGGUGGCGAGCCCACCUGCGAGUGCCACGAUGGCUACACCGGAGCACUCUGUGACCAAGAGCCCGAGUGCCGCGGGGAGCCAGUGCGGGACUAUCACCAGGUGCAGCGAGGCUAUGCUAUCUGCCAGACGACGCGGCCGGUGGCCUGGGUGGAGUGCCGGGGGACCUGCGGUGGCCCUGACGCCAGCUGCUGCACUGGGCUGCGGCUCCGGCGCAGGAAAUACGCCUUCGAGUGCAGCAACGGUGCCACCUUCGUGGAGGAGGUGGAGAAGCCCAGCAAGUGUGGCUGCAGCCAGUGCCUGUGAGCAGCCACCGGCCCUGCAGAGCCGGGGGCUGGCGGGGAGACCCCCCCGAGCCAAGGACCUCACUUUGCACUGCGGGCCUGGUGCUGCUCUCUGGGUG
Sturnus vulgaris (Common starling) is the source of this 4587-nucleotide messenger RNA. It is a transcript of the gene SLIT1, whose product is annotated as slit guidance ligand 1. The record is from RefSeq and is a predicted model, not a curated record. Gene Ontology annotation, molecular function: calcium ion binding; heparin binding; Roundabout binding. NCBI's taxonomy places the organism in Eukaryota, Metazoa, Chordata, Aves, Passeriformes, Sturnidae. Gene Ontology annotation, biological process: axon guidance; negative chemotaxis.